AUGGAUCCUCUGUCUAUAUCCAGUGGCGUUGCGGGUCUUGUUUCCCUUGGACUUACUGUCUGCAAAGGUAUCAAUACCUUCUGCCAAGAUUACAGGUCACGCGACUUUGAUCUCAUCAACCUCACGGAGCAUGCACAAAGACUAGAUUCGUUCCUUCAGCUGAUACAAACUCGGUUGCAAGCAAGUCAUCACAUCGACUCAGCGCUGUCAAUGUCCUUAAGAAACUGUUUCGACGCCUGUCAGGGAUGCAUUCAGGAAUUUGAAAUCCUAGCUAAAGAGCAAACUCGGUCACGAGGGCCAAGAGAACUCAAGGAGUAUGGAAAAGAUGCCGCGAGACAUUUGCUGUAUCCCUUGCAAAAGGCCAAGUUCGACAGACUAAAGGCAGAAAUGCAAGGGUUCUACACCGCAAUGACAAGUUAUUUGCUCCUCCUUAACCAGUAUGUCGUAAGAUUUCCCCACUGGAGCACUCGAUUAGUUCUAAUGUGGUUUCCAGUGACCUUACCAAUGAGCUACGAGAAGCUGCGAUUUCCGAAUCCGUCAAAAUGGUUUCUCUAA
Molecule: messenger RNA, 555 nt
Organism: Colletotrichum lupini
Lineage: Eukaryota; Fungi; Ascomycota; Sordariomycetes; Glomerellales; Glomerellaceae
Exons: 1
Coding region: 1-555 (184 amino acids)
Source: RefSeq, a predicted model, not a curated record